AUGCCGGGCAUGAUUCCAGAGCUUGGCGUUGGAUUGCACGAUACAUCUGCGCAGUCUACGCCGCCUGCGUCGCCCACUGCGAGCUCCGGCUCGGAGACGAUGCAGGACGAAUUUUACGAUCUGCAUAAUACACAAGAGAUGCUUUCUGACGCAGCUGAUGCUGAGGCGCAGGCGCCGUGGCAGCCAACUUCGUCGUAUGCAGACCUCCCUCAUGAAAUUCUGCUGCAUGUGUUCCGAUAUGUAAUGGGAUCGCAGCAGGACCUGCAGGCGUGCCUGCUCGUGUGUCGCCGGUGGUGCGUGUGCGGCGUACAGCUGCUGUGGCACCGGCCGUCUUUCCACAAGCUUUCAUCGCUGUUUAAGUUGAUUCAUGUGAUGAUCCAGCCGGAUGCCUCGUUUCCGUACGCGUCGUACGUGCGGCGCCUCAACUUUAGCCUGCUGGCCGGCGAUUUGGACGACCAGCUCUUUGGCCGUAUGGACCUGUGUCACCGCCUCGAGCGCCUGACGCUUGCUGGAUGCUCGCAGGUAACUGAUGCGACGCUUGCACGUGUCCUGAGUCAGACGCCGCAGCUCGUCGCCGUCGACCUGAGCGGCGUCGUACAGUUGACGGACGCCACGCUGCAUGUGCUCGCCAAGCACUGCACCCGGCUGCAAGGCGCGAAUCUGUCGGGGUGCAAGCAGGUUACCUCGGACGGCGUUGUGCAGCUCGCGCAGCAGUGCCGCUCGCUGCGCCGCAUCAAGCUGGGGACGUGUGAGGAUAUCGACGGCCGUGCGUUUGUGCAGCUCAUCCGGUGCUGCCCCAUCCUGCUCGAGGCCGACUUUGUGGGCUGCCCCCGCAUCCAAGACACGAGCGUGCGCGAGGUGUGGCUGCAGCCGACGCUCCUUCGUGAGCUGAAGCUCGCGCACUGUGUCGCCCUGACCGACCGUGCGUUUCCCACGCCGGCCCUGCUGGAGGACCUGCAGCGGAAUCCCCCGGUGGCCGAGCUGGGCAGUGCGCCGACGCUGCUGGCGAACCCCCGCGUGUUCCCGGUGUGCGAGCAGCUGCGCAUCCUCGACCUUACCAACUGCGUGCACCUCACCGACGAGACGGUACGUGGCAUUGUGGCGCAGGCGCCCAAGCUGCGCAACCUGUCGCUGGCCAAGUGCGCGCAGCUCACCGAUGAGAGUGUCUAUGCGAUUUCCAAACUCGGGCGCAACUUGCAGUACUUGCACUUGGCCCACAUUACCCACUUGACCGACCGUGCGAUCAUUCACCUGGCGCACCACUGCACCCGCAUCCGGUACUUGGACCUUGCGUGCUGUGUGCUGCUGACGGACGCCAGUGUCGUGGUGCUCGCCGCGAACCUGCCCAAGCUGCGGCGCAUCGGGCUUGUGCGUGUCGCGAACCUGACCGAUGCGGCCAUCUACAGCCUCGUGGAGCGCUACAUGAGCCUCGAGCGCAUCCACCUGUCCUAUUGCGAAAAUAUCAGCGUGCCGGCCGUAUUCUGGCUGACGCAGCGUCUGUCGCGACUGACGCACCUGAGUCUGACCGGUGUGCCCGCCUUUCGGCACAACGAGCUGCAGAGCAUGUGCCGUCCGCCCCCGAAGGAGUUCAACCAGCACCAGCGCCAGUCAUUCUGCGUGUACAGUGGCCGGGGCGUCGGCGAGCUGCGGCGAUACCUUGCACGCGUGUACAGCGACGAGACGCUCGCUGCGCAGUUUGGCGCGCUGCACCCCGAUAUCCAGCGUGCGCUGGAAAGUAGCAUCGCACAGAGGAAGUAG
This is a messenger RNA of Malassezia japonica, 1758 nucleotides long. It is a transcript of the gene GRR1, whose product is annotated as SCF ubiquitin ligase complex subunit. The record is from RefSeq and is a predicted model, not a curated record. Lineage: Eukaryota; Fungi; Basidiomycota; Malasseziomycetes; Malasseziales; Malasseziaceae. The transcript is spliced from 2 exons. Bases 1 to 1758 code for a protein of 585 amino acids. Gene Ontology annotation, molecular function: protein binding. Gene Ontology annotation, cellular component: cytoplasm.